CGUAAGUUGAGUUGCAUCUCCAUUCCUUCUAUCUAGUUUUCUCUUUUUUUAAAGCUUUUUUAUUUUCUCUAUUGAACCACUGUUUCGACUGUUAGAAAUUAGAUGAGAAAUUGUUUCGAUCACCCUUUCCACGGUUUCGUAUCCCGUUUCAAUCAAUCGGUAGCCUAGAUUCCUGUUCAUUUCACACCCCCGUGGCUCGCCUCGCGUCAUCCCCCCAUGCGCGACUGAGUCCUUCGGUGGAACCCCGUGAAAAGAUCCUCGCCACAGUUUCACCUCGACCAUCAAGACCAUAAGAAGCUCUCCAGGGAACAAUCCCAAAAAUUGUUGGUUAAAAAAGCAAACAGUACAUCGUUACUCGGACGUUUAAUUGAAAAUUCAACAAUUCGUUAAGGAGGUUUGUCAGUGAAAUGUGUAAAUUAAAAAGGCAUACCAUCCGCACCUCGUGAAAUCUGACGAACCUCCUUAAGCAAGUUGAUAAUCGACGCCCCUUUUGACUGAGUUAUCAGUUGUUCAGUGUCAUGACUGAUGUGAACAGUAACAAUAUGACUAAGGAGGUCUCGAAAAAGUCAUUCGAACACGCGAAAAGGGAAUUGCGUUCGCUAGUGACGAAAAUCGAAGGGGAGAGCCUCGUUAAGAGAUCAGUGAAAUUAUUUUGUGCGCGCCGGCUGCUGCGAUCCGGAGGAUCGAAACUCAACAGCUGGAGACACCUGUGGAUCUUGUUGAUCCUCGCGUGGAUUCUGGCCCAAUUCCUCUGGAAUUACGCGUACACGAUGCGGUAUGAUAAGUGCCUGGCGGAGUUGCCUUCGUUCACGCAGAAAAUAUUUCGGCCAGCUGAGGACUGUUCGAUUUGUCAGGACGUUCAACAGGUUGACAGGAUAUCCAAUGUGGAUCCUGCCGUUUUUGAGGAACGUUACGCGUAUUCUGGAAGGCCCGUGGUUGUAACUGACGCGAUGGUCAACUGGACAGCGACGAAGGCGUUCUCGUUCUCGUUUUUCAAGUCGUUGUACGAUGGACAGGAUGCGAACUGCCAGUUCUUUCCUUACAAGACCGAGUUUAAAAGCCUUCAGGAUGUUUUCGACAUGAGCGCCGAACGAGCUUUGCUACAGGAAGGGACGAGGCCGUGGUACGUGGGUUGGAGUAACUGCGACGAGGAAAUCGGUAGUGUAUUAAGGCAAUACUAUCAAAGACCCUACUUCCUGCCCGAUACUGCUGAAACGGAGAAAACCGAUUGGAUUUUUAUGGGAAGUCAUGGUUACGGCGCACCCAUACACGUGGACGACGUGGAACAUCCCUCGUGGCAAGCACAGAUUAAAGGCGAGAAACUGUGGAUUUUGGAACCACCACGAGAGUGUUAUUACACUUGCAAUAGACUGGAAGUUGUCGUGCAUCCCGGAGAGAUAAUUGUUCUGGAUACUAACCGCUGGUACCAUCAAACGAAGAUCGUUUCCGAAGAAAUGAGCAUUACUAUCGGUGCUGAAUACGAUUAAAGAAGUGUCUCAUUAAUUAAUAUAUAUAGUGCAGAGAUGAAUAAAAGUAUUUUGCUCGGUCUAA
Ceratina calcarata is the source of this 1551-nucleotide messenger RNA. RefSeq lists its product as uncharacterized. Bases 519 to 1487 code for a protein of 322 amino acids. The record is from RefSeq and is a predicted model, not a curated record. The transcript has 7 exons. Gene Ontology annotation, molecular function: 2-oxoglutarate-dependent dioxygenase activity. NCBI's taxonomy places the organism in Eukaryota, Metazoa, Arthropoda, Insecta, Hymenoptera, Apidae.